Molecule: messenger RNA, 5091 nt
Organism: Phragmites australis (common reed)
Lineage: Eukaryota; Viridiplantae; Streptophyta; Magnoliopsida; Poales; Poaceae
Product: ubiquitin carboxyl-terminal hydrolase 1-like
Exons: 4
Coding region: 577-3924 (1115 amino acids)
Biological process (GO): protein deubiquitination
Cellular component (GO): cytosol; nucleus
Molecular function (GO): cysteine-type deubiquitinase activity; zinc ion binding; cysteine-type endopeptidase activity
Source: RefSeq, a predicted model, not a curated record
UUUCUUGCACAUGCUUAUCAAAUGAGUUAGACUCCCUUGCUUGUUCGUGAAACUCCCUAAACAAAAAGUGCUUGGAACUUGACUGUGGCAUGAGAAUCAGUUCAUGAUUUUGGCUUCGUCGGUAUUCGUCUGAGCUCUGAGCCGUCCGCCCGUGAGCCCGAAGCCAAAAUUCCCCACCGUCCUCCGUCGAAACCCUAGGGCCGCCACCUUACCGGCCCACCGUCGGCGGUGGCCUCUUCACCGACCUCCGCCCCGCGCCACCUCCGCCUUCCUCCUCGUCCGUUUCGGCGGCCUACGGAUCGCUCCCUCGUCGUGGCGCCCCCUCGUCGACGUCGUGGUGCCUACGGAUCGUUCUAGGCCGUUAGCCGCACUGCGACCGCACUGUGAAUCGAAGCCGCACUUCGGCGCGUCCGAUCCAGAUCCGGCGCCCUCCUCCGCGCUGCUGCCGCUCCCCAGCAGCUGCAGCGGCUCUUCCCCUCCUCGAGUCCCGAGUCCUUCGUUCGCUCGAGUUGGGUUCGAUUCGGCGACGAGUAGGUUCUUUGCGGGGCUGAGGUGAGCAUCGGCAUCUAAGAUAGUAUGAGUACAGUCAGUGGCACAAGGCAUGCCCCGAGGAGACAGUCACAAGAUGGGUCUGAUGAUAAAGUAGUUGUGAACUUGGAAGCAAGCACCCUAGCAGUAGGGAGCCAUCGUGGAGUAUCGACCGCUGUUGCUGAUGCACGCACCUCACCUACUGAUGUGGAAGCCAUCGAAGAUGAAGUGCAGGCAGUAUCGCCCUCGCUAGUGCCCCCUCAAAGGAGUAACAGGAAGACUAGGAGGCAACCUGUAACAGUUAACCUGCCGGCCGGAUCCUCAGAUUCUCAAUCUGGUGAUACGGCAUCACAAGACGCAAGCCACUCGACGGAGGAAGCGACUGUGUCAGCCCGUGGCAGGGAGCAGUGCGGUCACUACGACCAUGACACUGCCCACUUGGACAAGGUCCUCCUGGAGAUCUUGUCUUCCAAACAUGUUGUGUCGUGUGAGCAUUGCCGGGAGGACGCCCCAAGAAAGAAAGGCAGUGCGGGAAGUAAGGAGAAAGGCAGUAAGAAGCAGAAGAAAAAAGGUGGUGGCGCAAGAGGCGCAGCUGCCAAGGUGCAGGUAAAGGUGGCGAAGAGCGAUAUGUGGGUCUGCUUGGACUGUGGUCGGCAUUUUUGUGGUGGUGCAGGAGCUGACACCAAGCCAUAUGGUCAUGCUAGAAGGCAUGCCAAGCAGGACCGACAUUGGUGGGCUGCAAAGUAUGAUGAUCCAACCGUUGCAUAUUGUUUGUCAUGUGAAAAGGAGGUGUCAAUUGAGAUGCCUAAAUUAGAAACAGUUGUAGCAGUGACAAAGAAUGAUAAGAUGGUUCGUACAGUGGAUAGUGAUGCAUCGGCUUUAGUUAAUUGCCAUGGUAAUGUUAUUAAAGGGCUUCCAAAUCUUGGAAACACAUGCUUCUUCAAUGCAGUGCUGCAGAAUCUCCUUGCGCUUGAUAGGUUGCGCAGGAAGAUGUUAGGACCAGAUGUUCCGACAGGGUCCCUUGCUAUGUCUCUGAAGAAGCUCUUUGUAGAGACAAGUGCUUCAAAUGAUGCUGGAGGUGCACUUAGCCCAAAGAACCUCUUCUCAAAUAUUUGCUCAAAAUACCCGCAAUUCAGGGGCUAUCAGAUGCAAGAUAGCCAUGAAUUACUCCGUUGCUUUCUUGAUGGUUUACGUACAGAGGAAGCUGAAGCACAGAAGCUAGCAGAGGAUGAUUCCAAUGCAGGGGUUCCUACAAUUGUCGACUCCAUCUUUGGGGGCCAACUGUCUAGUACUGUGUCUAGCACAGAAUGCUCUCACAAUUCCGUUAAACAUGACCAGUUCCUUGAUCUGUCACUACCAGUUCCGUCAAGGAGGCCUCUGGCCAAGAGUGUUUCAUCACCACCAGCAAAGAGGACCAAGCAAUCCAUACGAGAUAGGAACAAAAAUCGCAGAUAUGGGACGAUUUCUGCUCGAGUAUCUCAUACUGUAGAGGAGAGUAACAAAGAAAAGAUUCAAACAGUUGCUGAGUGCAAUGAUUCCCAAAUUCCUAGUUCAGAAUCGGGACAGGUAGUCAGCGAGAAAGAACAUGAGCCCUCGGAAUGCAGUGAGUCAUGUGCUUCUGUGUGUAAUCAAGAACUAAAGGUCACUUCAAAUGUGGAGGAUAACAUGAGCUGGUUGGAUUAUGUUGCCGAUGCAGGUGAAGCAAAGUCUGAGAUUCUUGAUUCUGCAGAUUCUGCUGAUGCAGGACAUAUUUGGGGAAGUAAGGAUGCCAUACAUGAUUCAUUUCAUCCUCAGGAUGAUGCCUUACCCAAAGAGCAGAUCUUGGGUUCUGAGCACUCCGGUGAGAACACUCUUGACCAUGCCACCUCAUUACAGCCUGUUAUCUUGCUUCCUUACAAAGACACCACCAAAGAAUUGGAUGAAACUGAAGAAAGUUCACAGAAUUCAGGACAUGCAACUCUCCCUCCAGCUGUCUCUCGAGUAGCAGAAAAUGAUACACAACCUGCAUCUGGUGGAGAUGUAGAGCAAGAUGACUAUGUUGGUCUUGGUGAUAUGUUCAAUGAACCUGAAGUUAUUUUUGAUGUCGAGAAAGGAAGCGGUAAAGCUGAAGAUAUUGAUGUGAUGGCUUGGAGUAGCAAUAGUGCUGAUGAUGAGGUGGAUGAUAGUAAUGCUCCCGUAUCAGUUGAGGGUUGCUUGGCUUUGUAUACUGAACCAGAGCUGCUGUCUGAACCAUGGUACUGUGAGCACUGUACUAAUGCAGCGCGCCCAAACAUUAAUGAAAGAAAAAGUAUUGUGGAGAUGAUUGAUAGUGUCAAUAAAAGAAAGGAGAGUGAGGAGACAAUGCCAGGUGGUGAUGAAGAACAAGAUGGUGAGAAGUUGGUCAUGAGCUGCAACAAAAAGGAGGACGUUGACCAGUUUGUGGCAACUGAUGGUUGCAAUGUACAUUCAGAUAUGCACUGCAAGGAAGGUGAGUACGCAAAUGCUUUGUUGGCUGAGCCUGAACAGAUCUCCUAUGGUAAUUUUCCAGACACUGGAAAUACGACUGUACAUAAAACAGGUGUUGUGUUAACUGUUGACAAGACCGAGCAGUCAAACAGUAGUGUUUACCAUCAGGAACAGUGUAAAGAUUUGAACAGCUCAGAAUUGGAAUGCACAUCUUUGAGUAAGCAAUCACAUGAUUCAGCUAUCCAACAAAAUGAUGGAUGUAAUGUGGAUAUAACUGCUGAAGCAACAAGUGCACCACCUAGUGGUGGUGAUAAUGAUUCAGUUACUUGCAGUGUAACUAACAAUAUAAAAUCUGAAUGUGAUGGUGGUGCUGAAGAAGUUGUGGCUAACAGCCUUCCGUCUGAUGCACGAAGAAUCUUGCCGAAUGCGAAAGAUAUUGAAGAUGUCAACACAAGGAAUCAGGGCAGGAGGAAACGAAUGAAGAUGGUUGGUAAGGCACAUCAAGUGAAAGAUAACCAAAAUAAGCAGAAAGAGGAUGAAAUAAAGGUUUUCAGAGCUGCACUGAGAAGAAUCCUUAUAAGCAAGGCUCCGCCUGCAUUGACGAUUAAUUUGAACAGAUUCAGCCAGGACUCUCAUGGCCGGUUUAAGAAAUUGAAAGGGCAUGUGCGCUUUAAGGAAAUGCUUGAUAUACGACCAUUCAUGGACCCAAGAUCUAAGGAGAAUGACAACACCACUUAUCGUCUAGUUGGCGUUGUAGAGCACAUGGGAUCCAUGACAGGAGGUCACUAUAUUGCAUAUGUGAGAGCUGGCAAGAUCGGGGGUCGGCAGCAGCAGAGCAGUAGCACUAAGUCUUGGUUUUACGCAAGCGAUGGACAAGUCAGAGAAGCCUCUCUGCAGGAAGUUCUUAACUGCGAGGCUUACUUACUUUUUUACGAAAGGGUGGGAGACUAAGAUAAAAUGUUUGCCAGCCUAUUCAUCAUUCAGUCAUUUAUCAGGACAAGAUCAAAGGGAUAAAGGCAGAGGUGGGAAAUGACAUUUUUUUGGAGCCAUCAGGUCCAAUGAGUCUACAUACUAAUACAGAUAUCGUAGAAGUCCAUUUGUUCCUUGGAUCGAGUCCAGGUGGCUUCAAUACCGUUUGUCUACUCGGUUGAAGAAAUUUUCACAAUUGGACUUGAACAGCUCAUCUGUUCAUACUUCCUACAACCAUUUUUUGUCUUUUGGGAACAUAGAUGGAGGUAUGGAGAUUGGUCAAAGCUGGGAGGGCUUUGUUUAACGGUUCAUAGCCAGCUUAUUACAAAUUCUUUAGCAUGCUGUUGCCCCUAAAUUUUGAGUGAUGGGGCAUAUACUGGAACGGGUUUGGGCCCAUCUUUUAGUGGCUCUUACAAAGUUGUUUUUACCCUUAUUGUCCGGAGAUAAUUGUACUUGAGAGGUCUUCUUUUAUGUUCACAUUACCUUAUUAAUUCCACGUUCGAAAAUUGGGUUUCAGAGUCUGCUACCCGUGUGAUAUAGCAGAUAGCCUUGCUGACAUGUGUUAUAAUAUUAACCUCAGCCUAGCUGAAUGAUAGCUGAUAUGGUACUGACUGAAAUACAUCAUGUUUUUCAUAUUACAGCUAUAGUGCAACUCUUGAUUAGUUCUUUUGGUAAUUGUGAAACAUCGUUUAGGUUGCCUGUUCCAAUUUGAAAGUCAAUUGUUGCUGUUGUUUUAUAGAACAAAAGGUAUGUUUUCCAGCAGCACCAAAUUGUUUGUUAUGUAUUCAAUAGAACAGAAUUAAUUAUAUAUUUAUGGUUUAUGGCGUCAAAUUUCAGAAGCAUUCUUGUUAAUUUUAUUGCCCUUUUUGUUGCCACUUUUUCAGAGAUGGAAUACUUUGAAGAAACGAACUAUUUUUUAAUACAGCAGGGAUUGUAUUUGUUCAUCAGUGUAAUAUCAAAUGUUCAGUUAGAUUCUUCAAAAAACUCUAUGUUCAUCAACAACUCCGACAAUUUGGGGUUAAUGCCUACAGUGUGCCACUAAGAUGACCGUAUCUCUGAUUAGACUAUGGGGAUAUACGGUAUUUCAAUAGUGGUGACACAUCUAUAGGCUAUGCUGAAAGUUAUUUAUAGUUUUCAGUUUCUGGUUUA